UCCAAGUCAAUCCUGUACGAUCCAGCAUGGAUCUUUUCGGAAUGUUGACAGAAGAAAUGAUCUGCUGGCUAAUUUGACUUUUCUCCUGUUCGACACGUGCUUUGCGGUUCGAGGUGCGGUCUCAAUAAAGAUGUAAGAUGGUGUCACGACUCAGGUUAGUGACAUUUGACGCGACGAAUACGUUGCUGAAGUUCAAGACGUCCGUAGGCCAAGCGUAUUCUGAUGCAGCCCUUCUCCACGGUCUUUCUACGGACCCCAAGAUGGUCAGUGCAAGCUUCAAGCGUGAAUGGAAGAAAAUGGUCAAAGAAUACCCCAACUUCGGCUGCAACAGCGGCCGUACGUCCAAGGAAUGGUGGUCAGAACUCGUUCACCGAACUUUCGUUGGCUCGGGGUGCGCGGGAGUGUGUGAUGCCAAAAUAUCCAGCAUUUCCAACGAGCUGUUUGAGUCGUAUAAGACCUCGCAGUGCUGGUCAGUCGAAGAGGGCUCCGAAGAAGUAUUGCAAAAGCUCAAGCGCUCUGGGCACAAGAUAGGAAUGAUUUCAAACACCGACGAACGCCUUGAUGGGAUACUAAAACACAUGAAGUUGAGACACUACUUUGAUUUUGUAAUCGCGUCAUCGGUUGUCGGAGUUGAAAAACCUUCUAAGGAAAUAUUUGCACUCGCACUGGCGGAAGCCAGUGUCGGCGACGACAUCCAUCCUUGUGAGGCUUUGCACGUCGGGGACGACGUUGAACUCGAUUACUGUGCGUCGAAGAAUGCUGGUUGGAACGCGGUGCUCUUGGUGGACGGCAAAUCUCAUAAAAGUACAAAAGCGAUUGAGGGUGUUGUUGAUCCUGCAGAUAUUGUAUACAAGCUAAGUGACAUUGACAAAAAAGUUUUUACUGAAUCCCAACAAAAUCUCAUAAGCACACACUAAUUCAAAUCGCACUUGCUGUUGUGCGAGUUUGAUUUGUGUGCUGUGCUUUUUUAUGAACGACGAAUCUCACAAAAUAUUAAAUUGAUUGAGGAUGA
Molecule: messenger RNA, 1012 nt
Organism: Ornithodoros turicata
Lineage: Eukaryota; Metazoa; Arthropoda; Arachnida; Ixodida; Argasidae
Product: rhythmically expressed gene 2 protein-like
Exons: 1
Coding region: 138-917 (259 amino acids)
Cellular component (GO): nucleus
Source: RefSeq, a predicted model, not a curated record